CUGCUCUCUACAGCUGACUCGCAGCUGUUGUGGUCAACUCGAUGAGAUAACAUCACGUGAUCACUAUCACCUGACGAUGACACGUUAUUUUUACGGCAAUAGCGAUUUGUAUCUUAUGGUUAUUUUCCUCUCGUGUACAGUGAACGCAAACACAUUAUCAGGCGUUUGACUGUGACUCUUAAAAUAUAGUCAAUGACAGCAGUUUAUUUAACACGGGAUUAUCGGCUUCAAUUUCCCAGAAUGCCUCACAUGCUGCCGUCUGGCGAAGGCGUGACUGUGUAGAAUAGUCAUCUAGCCUCGUUUGACAUUCAAGGAGUUGUUGUUACUAUGCCUUUUAUUGGAUGAAAUAAGAUAAAGUGUGAAAUAAAAUAACAAGGGAAGGCGAAAUCUGUUGUUGUCAAUACACCAGCAAUGCCUCUCUUCACGACCAACCCAUUUGACCAAGAUGUUGAGAAAGCAACCAGUGAGAUGAACACAGCCGAGGACUGGGGCCUCAUUCUGGACAUAUGUGAUAAGAUAGGGCAGUCACGCACUGGGCCAAAAGAAUGCCUCCGCUCCAUUAUGAGAAGAGUGAACCACAAGGAUCCCCAUGUGGCCAUGCAGGCACUGACUCUUCUUGGUGCUUGCGUCUCAAACUGUGGGAAGAUAUUCCACUUGGAGGUGUGCUCCAGAGAGUUUGCCAGUGAAGUCAGUAGUGUCUUAAACAAGGGCCACCCCAAAGUGUGUGAAAAGCUGAAGGCCCUGAUGGUGGAGUGGGCAGAGGACUUCCGCAAUGAUCCACAACUCAGUCUGAUCUCCGCGAUGAUCAAGAAUCUACGUGAGCAGGGUGUUACUUUCCCUGCUGUGGGGUCCCAGGCUGCAGAGCAAGCAAAAGCAAGCCCAGCUUUAGUGGCAAAGGAUCCCUCCACCUCAACAAACAAAAAAGAAGAGGAAGACUUGGCCAAAGCGAUUGAGCUGUCACUGAAGGAGCAGCGCCAGCAGCCGCAGACCUCUCUGUCAAGCCUUUACCCAAGCACCUCCAGCCUGCUCUCCUCACAUAAGUCGGAGGGCAGGAAAGUCCGUGCCAUCUACGACUUUGAGGCUGCUGAGGACAAUGAGCUUACCUUCAAGUCAGGAGAAAUCAUCACUAUCCUGGAUGAUAGUGACCCCAACUGGUGGAAAGGUGAAACAUACCAGGGUGUGGGGUUGUUCCCUUCUAACUUUGUCACUGCUGACCUCACUGCAGAGCCUGAGAUGAUGAAGACAGAGAAGAAGACUGUACAGUUCAGUGAGGACAUCCAGGUGGAGACCAUUGAGCCAGAACAGGAGCCUGUAUAUAUAGAUGAGGACAAAAUGGACCAGUUACUGCAGAUGAUUCAGAGUGCAGAUCCCACAGACAACCAGUCAGACAGUGUUGAGUUGCUACAGCUGGAAGGUGCCUGCAAUCAAAUGGGACCCCUCAUUGACCAGAAAUUGGAGGAUAUAGACAGAAAACACUCAGAACUAUCGGAGCUGAAUGUGAAGGUGAUGGAAGCUCUGUCUUUGUAUGCCAAGUUGAUGAAUGAGGAUCCUGUCUAUGCCAUGUAUGCCAAGCUGCAGAGCCAGCAGUACUACAUGCAGCAGCCUGCCAGUGCCGCACAGCAGGUCUACCCUGGCCAGCCUGCAUCAGGUUCGUAUACCAUGAGCAGUACUGCAGUGCAGGGUUACACUGUUCCCAUGGAGCAGCUUCCGGCUGGAACCCCCAUACCUGGCCAGCCAGCUCCCAGUGAUGUUCAUAUGUACAUGGGCCAGCCACCAGUCUACACUGCAGCUCCAGGCAGCAUGGCCCCAGGAGACAUUCAGUCCUACCAGAACCCAGCCACCGCCCCUGGACCCGCCCUGGGCACAACCCACGCAGGCAUGAUGCAGACACCAAACUACAGCGCCACAUCUGGCCCAAAAAAAGGACAAUGAUGUGGAAAACUUCAGGGUACUACUUUCUUUUAGAAGUACUGAAAACUGAAGCCACUUUGAUAUUUUAAGGGAAAAGAAGCAAGAACAACUGAAGCAUGCACAGGACUCUUGUGUAUAUACUGUAUUGAACUAGUCAUGAAGCCACAUGUUGACCUCACGAGUGAUUUGUAUGUUAACACAGCUCCGGGUGUUUCUCUCAACCUUAAAGGUGAACUCUGCAGUCGUGAUGUCCCAGGUGAAUUAAAGGUGUAAAGCCCAAAGAGGAAAAAAUGCUCAUAUGUCAUAAAAACACUAAAUAUUUUUCUUUUUCUUUAAACACAAUUGACUCCUCACUUCAUAUUGCAGAGUUUACCUUUUCAAAAUGAGCCGUGGUGGAUGUAGGACUAACUCUGUCUCCUUUCAGGAGCUGUACUAACAGACUCAUCCCAGAGACUUGGACUCUCUGAACUGCCCCAGUGUCUAAAUCUCUUUAGUCAGUGUUAAAAUGUUUUUUUGUAGUGUAUUUUAAUUUAUGUUUUGAUUAUUGUUAUGCCAUUUUAAAUGCGAGGCCGUACAGGAUGUAUGUAUUCAGCGAAACGCAGAAUGUGUGAUAUUCUGCCUAACUUAGUUGUAUAUUUAAAUCUCUCGUGUGACAACAUGGACAUUUUCUCUCUGUGUUAGAUACAUGCUUAUUGUACUGUAGAGUCAAAUGGUAAUGUGAAAACUCAUCAAACUCCUCCCCAUGCAUUUCAAACGUGACCUUUCGCACAGCUGCUUAACACUAAAACAAAUUCUACCUGAAGUGAGGUCAAGUUGCUGUGUCAGGAUUUGUAAACGCAUCUUUACCAGAGUCUUCAUAAGCUAGCAGUUACAAUUACACUUUGAGGCACAGAGACUCAUCCAUUUAUACAGAUAAUUUGUAUGACUACAUCUUAAAAGUCUUUGGGACAGGGUUGAUGUUUACAAAAACUGACUGGAUUGUAAAAAUCUGAUGAAAUAGGAAAGCUAUUUAUCUGUUGUAUAAUACUGAAUGAUGGAAAAUGAAGGAAUUACAAAAACAGCUUUAAAUGUGUUUAGAUUUUUCCAACUGCAGGGCAGACUGCUGUCAUCUCAAUUUUUCUUGCAGUAUUACAUUUUAGAUGUGCUGUUACUUGCAAUCCCACAACUGAAGCUCUGUACUUGGGGUUGUGCAAACAUGAGGCCUCCACAACUUGAAUUUUUGUUAAUAUAGUUAUAAUAUAGAGAAUCUUGUUUGUUUGUUUGUUUGUUUUUGCCACCUUCAACUAACUGCAAGAAUGAAACUGUUAAUCUGUUGGAUCAAACAGGGCCGAAAAUAUCAAACGUAGAAGCUAUUCUGGGACCACGAACCAGGAGCCAGUUAAUCAUUUCACACCAUCCAAAUGUAACAUCUUGUUG
This is a messenger RNA of Monopterus albus (swamp eel), 3327 nucleotides long. RefSeq names its product signal transducing adaptor molecule (SH3 domain and ITAM motif) 1 (gene stam). Gene Ontology annotation, cellular component: ESCRT-0 complex. Gene Ontology annotation, molecular function: phosphatidylinositol binding; ubiquitin binding. Lineage: Eukaryota; Metazoa; Chordata; Actinopteri; Synbranchiformes; Synbranchidae. The coding region runs from base 412 to 1932 and encodes 506 amino acids. The record is from RefSeq and is a predicted model, not a curated record. Gene Ontology annotation, biological process: protein transport to vacuole involved in ubiquitin-dependent protein catabolic process via the multivesicular body sorting pathway. The transcript has 15 exons.